This is a messenger RNA of Lytechinus variegatus (green sea urchin), 4031 nucleotides long. RefSeq names its product apoptosis-inducing factor 1, mitochondrial-like. The coding region runs from base 62 to 2140 and encodes 692 amino acids. Gene Ontology annotation, molecular function: protein dimerization activity; NAD(P)H oxidase H2O2-forming activity; FAD binding. The transcript has 18 exons. The record is from RefSeq and is a predicted model, not a curated record. Gene Ontology annotation, cellular component: mitochondrion; cytoplasm. Gene Ontology annotation, biological process: apoptotic process; mitochondrial respiratory chain complex assembly. Lineage: Eukaryota; Metazoa; Echinodermata; Echinoidea; Temnopleuroida; Toxopneustidae.
CUUUGACCUCUUCCGACUUACCGGCGAAUGUUUCUCACGUUUUCCCCUUAAACUGCCCAAAAUGUUCCGAUGUCGAGCUGCAUUGCAGGGUUUUAGACCCUUAUCAAGGAGUUUUUCUACAUCUUUAAGUAAAGCAAGGCUAUCAAAUGGAUCCUUGUUUCAACUUCCUCGUCAUAAAGUUCUGCAAACCACCACUUCUAGAACUAUGGCUCACAUAACUACUGAAGGAGUUGGUAAGAAUGGAAUUUACUGGGCUAUUGGUGGAGUUACAUUCUUCAUUGCCUCAGCUACAUUAGUUCAAACACAAGGUUUAGUAACAUGGGGUGGCCCACCUAAGAAAGUAAAUUUCAAUCUAGCUCCUGCCAGUUCAGCUGAAUCUGAAGCCAGCCCUGCCGAGCCUGCAGCCAGUACCGAGGCUGCUCCAGCAGAAGGGGCGGCAACUACAGGUCAAGAUGAGCCAGAUUCUAGUUCAGAAUCAGCUGUGAGUACUGAAGAACCUGUUGCCGAAGAAACUCCAGUGGCUUCUGGUUCAGAGGAAUCUGAAGCUAAAGAAACACAGGUAGUACCUGUUACUGAGGAACCUGCAUCUGAAGCAGUUCCUAGUACAGAAGAGCCUGCAACAGGAGAUACCCCAGUUGUAGCUGCUGUGGAUGCAACACCAGCUGAUGUACCAGCACCCCUACCAGAGAUCCCAGAGCAUGCUACCUACCUUCUGAUUGGUGCAGGGACGGCAUCGUUUGCUGCUCUCAGGGCGAUCAGAGCAAAUGACCCUAAAGCAAAGGUAUUAGUUAUAGGAGAUGAAGAAGCCAUGCCAUACAUGAGACCACCCCUAUCUAAAGAACUCUGGUUUAGUGAUGAUAAAGAAGGUGUUGAUAAUCUUAAGUUCAAGCAAUGGAAUGGAAAGGAAAAGAGCAUUUUCUUUGAGCCAGAUGCAUUUUACUGCAAACCAUCUGAGCUACCAACAAAGGAGAAUGGAGGAGUCGCAGUACUCAAAGGACACAAGGUCAAGGGGCUCAAUGUUCAGAAAAAGAAAGCAACGUUGGAAGAUGGAUCAGUCAUUUCAUUUGACAAGUGCCUUAUUGCUACAGGUGGUGUUCCAAGGAAUCUUGCUUCAAUAGAAAAGGCUGGGUCAGAGGUCAUGGAGAGGACAACACUUUUCAGAAAUAUUAAUGACUUCAAAUCUUUAGAUAAAGUGACUCUGGAUGCUAAGUCUGUUGCUAUCAUUGGAGGUGGUUUCUUGGGGAGUGAGCUGGCCUGUGCUCUUGGCAAGAGAGGAAAAGAGACUGGAAUGAAAGUCAUGCAAUUUUUCCCUGAAGCUGGAAACAUGGGCAGAGUGCUUCCAGAGUACCUCAGCAAAUGGACAACAAAUAAAGUUUCAAAUGAGGGUGUUGAAGUUCAUUCAGAUAUGUUUCUAAAGAAUGUUUCUUUCAAUGGUGAUUCCAAGCAAGUUGAGCUACAGUUCAGUAAUGGUGAUAAGGUAGAAGCUGACCAUGUGGUAGUAGCAGUAGGACUUGAACCCAAUGUUGGUCUUGCCGAGAGCUCAGGGUUAGAGGUCGAUGAUAAGUUUGGAGGUUACAGGGUCAAUGCUGAAUUAGAAGCUCGAAGAGAUGUGUGGGUGGCUGGUGAUGCAUCAUGUUUCUAUGACAUCAAGCUUGGUCGUCGUCGUGUAGAGCAUCAUGAUCAUGCUGUAGUUAGUGGAAGACUAGCAGGAGAGAAUAUGACUGGUGCUGCUAAACCAUACUGGCAUCAAUCAAUGUUCUGGAGUGAUUUAGGUCCAGAUGUUGGGUAUGAAGCCAUUGGCAUUGUUGAUUCUAGUUUACCAACCUUUGGUGUGUUUGCUAAGGCUACUGCAGAUGAUACACCAAAAGCAGUGGUAGAAGCUACUGGAGAAGGAAUACGAUCAGAAACAGAACAGGCUGCGGUAGAAUCUACCCCAACACCUACGGCUCCAACUACCUCAGAGGAUUAUGGGAAGGGUGUGGUAUUCUACAUGAAGGAUAAGGUGGUAGUAGGCAUGGUGCUAUGGAAUAUCUUCAACAAAAUGCCCAUUGCAAGAAAGGUAAUCAAGGAAGGAAAAGAAUAUGACGAUGUCAGCGAGCUAGCCAAGCUCUUCAACCUCCAUAAAUCAGAAGAGAGCUGAUUCCAUCCAUAUACUUCAAAUUAGAAUUAUAGUAGAGAAAUAUAAAUUAUGAUUUGGGAGAAUUAUGUUAAAAUGAGUAUACCAGGCCCUGGUUUCACAAAGCUUAGUGAAUGACCAUUAUGUGCAAAUGAAGCAUACAAAUAACUGCACAAUUGAUGACUAAGCUUUGUGUUACUGGACACUUUGAGAGUAUCAUGCCAGGGAUACCAAAACCCUAUGGGAUAUUUGUUUAUUAAAUACUGCCAUUGGCAUGUAAAGAGUGAAGGCAAUUACUAAAAGGCUUGUAACUUUGCAGUGGAACGAACUCUUAAAAAUGAGAAUGCCAUAGGGCAUUUUCACAUUUUGAUAGUCAGUUGGAGUACAAUGAACCAUGUUUGAAGCCAAUUAAUGGAACUUAAAAAGUCAUUGUGACAAUGAUUGUUGGAAAUUCAACUUUAAUACCUCAUAAUAUCAAAUUUAAAUUGUCGUGUGAAUUUAUAAACUUUCCAGUAUGCAAGGUAGAUUGUUUUAAUAGGCAAGAUACUCCCUUCUCUUAUAUCUUGUCCAAGAUUCAUUUUCAAUGACUUCUCUUAGAUUUCUUUGCCUUAUUUAAUAUUCCUUGUCUGUGCACUUUUUGUUUCUGUGAAAAAUGUCAUAAAAAAAUUAUGAACAAUUUCAUAUUUUGGAAAGCAGGAAUGCAUUUGAUACAGCACUUUGAAAAUGUGUGCAUAUAUAUACUUGCCAACUGUUCCAACACCAUAUAGGAUAUUCUAGAAUGAUCCAUAUAUUUUAUCAUUCAUGAUAAUUUGUUCCUAUGACUUACCAGGUUGACAGUUAUAGCGUGUGGUCCCCGUCAUGAAAUGACAAAUCAUAUUGUACAAUUCUAAUUGAGGAUUGCAAGGUAAAGAUGUGUUGAUGUUUAACAUUAAGAUUGGACACCUUCAAUUCAGAAAACAUGAUAUUUUUUGUUAUUUAAUACACUAUCAUGUCCCGACGAGUAUUCAGCAACAGCAUUUAUGUAUGAUUUUGAUUGAUGGUCACUAUCAUGUGUUUUGCCAAUUCUGUGCCUUGAGUAGAAGUAUUUGUACAAUGUUGUUAGAGAUCUUGAAUGUAUAAUAUUUGUUAAUCACUUAAAGUGGUGUUCUUUUCCUGCCGGGGCAAUCCUUGUUAUUGCAUCUGUGGGAAUAUGAAUGCAAUAAUGAGAUGACUAAAGAAAUCCAAAACAAUGAGAAUGUAUCUAUGGAAUGCCCAGGUAUGAAGAAUUCCUUUAUCCAGCUACAACUAAUAAUAUUUGAAUACAUGACAGUCAGAAUGCGAAUUGUAGAUAUUAUUUUAGCUGGAACAUUUGACCAAAAUAAUAAUUAAAGUAUUGGUUUCUUGUCCAAUUCCCGGAAGCUUGGGGGGGGUUAUAGGAAUUCACUAACAGCUAGAAAAAUCAAAAUAUCAGAAACAUGAUUGUAUCUCACUUAUAAUUGAUUCUAGCCAUUAGUGAACAGAAUCAAUCACAUCUAACCACUUUGUAGAUACAUUCGUUCACUUGGAUUACAAAUUGAAUCUAUUUGUACAAGACAAGGAGGAAAAAAGAAUAGAAUAUACAUGUAUACUUAAAAAAAAAAAUCUGUGAUCAUAGCUUGUGUCGGCUUGAUCACCCUAAAUGCUUGAAUCUGCUUGAAGCCAGAAGGCAAUACUUUAACAUAGCCGACAGCUUUCUGGCUCUGAACAGAUAGUAUUCUCUUUGAGAAACAGAAAGGUAUUAAAUCUGUAAACAUAGCACCCUUCUGUUUCUCAAUGAGGCAAUAUAUAUAUUAUGAGUUCUUAUUGUGUGAAAACUGAACUGUGCUACAGUCAGAGUACAUUUAUGAAAUGUACACAGGUAUAUUUGAUGAAAAGAGAUUUUAUUGAAUAAAAUCAA